Priceomyces carsonii is the source of this 912-nucleotide messenger RNA. RefSeq lists its product as uncharacterized. Gene Ontology annotation, cellular component: mitochondrion. The record is from RefSeq and is a predicted model, not a curated record. NCBI's taxonomy places the organism in Eukaryota, Fungi, Ascomycota, Pichiomycetes, Serinales, Debaryomycetaceae. Gene Ontology annotation, biological process: mitochondrial proton-transporting ATP synthase complex assembly. The transcript has a single exon. The coding region runs from base 1 to 912 and encodes 303 amino acids.
AUGAUUACCAGCAUAAUUAGGAGGCCAAGAGUUUCUAGCGUUGCACUUAGGACUGCGAAGUAUAGUGUUGCAAAAUUUCACACUCCUUCCCCACUCAAUAAUAAGAAUGAUCUUCUUUUAAAAUAUCAAGACAAGCUUCAAGAGAAGGCAAGAUCAUUAGGAGCAAAAAACGUAGAUGAAUUAAGAGAUAUACUUAAAGAUGACAUUAAAAAGACGAAAGAAAGCUUCAACAAAGUUGAUCCUCUUGAAGCUUUAAAUGAAUAUGAGAGGAAGCAGUCUGAAGAGUCACGGCAAUCAAAGACUAUAAAAGUUAGGUCUCCAAUCUCUCAGGAAUCCGAACCCUUACCUUACAAAACUCUUGAUUCAUUCAUCGAUACAGACAAGAUCAGAGAACUACCAGCAACUGAAAUAGAAAUGAUUUGGAAGGCAAGGUUUCAACAUAAGGAUCGCUCCCUUUUUGCUACCUUGAAAAGUUUACAAUUUGCUUCGAUGUAUGCUAAUGCAUUUAAAAAUCCUCAAUUUAUAUUACCUUUACCAAAAAAUGAUGGUGAAUAUGAAAUGCAAUUUGUUCAAUGGUCUUUCGUUGGACCAAAUACUUGCCAUUGUAUGUUAACCACGGUUGCAGAAUACAAACUUCACAAAGAGUAUGCCAAACCACACACCACUCUCAUGUUCCAUCAGGAAUUAGCUACAACAAAAGAUAUAGUUUUGAUGAACGGAGUUAUAGAUAAAGAUGCAGCUCUUAGGAUUGACGAGGCUGAAUUAUUGGUCUUGAAUAUUCAAAGGUUUUAUGGAGCCAUGAAUAACGAUGAAGGAUCUGAAACGAGACAGGCACUUCUCGAAAAUUUUUCAAAGGGAAGCGAAGAUUUCUCUUUAGAUGCUUUGAUAAAAGUGGCCGAAACAUUUAAUUGA